Messenger RNA from Moneuplotes crassus, 3267 nucleotides. Lineage: Eukaryota; Ciliophora; Spirotrichea; Euplotida; Euplotidae. The record is from the annotation of a GenBank genome assembly.
AUGGAAGAAACAAAAACUGAACCAAAAGGUAACUCAAGAAGAGACUUCUUGAGGAAGAUCGAAACUGAGAUGCAAGCUAUCUGGGAUGAAAAGAAGGUUAACCAAGCUGACGCACCAGAGGAUUAUAGCUCCAUGAGCUUUGAAGAGAAGAACAAAGGCAAGUUCUUUAAUACCUUCCCAUAUCCAUACACUAAUGGAAGGCUACAUCUUGGUCAUGCUUAUUCUUCUUCGAAGAAUGAGUUUGCAACAAGGUUUGAGAAGAUGAGAGGGAAGAGAGUGCUGUUCCCAUUCUCGUUCCAUUGCACGGGAAUGCCAAUAGCAGCAGCUGCCAAGAGAUUGGUGCUUGAGAAGAAGUUUGCUGAAGAAGAAAAAUCAGCAAAAGUAGACAAAUCAAAGACACAGAGAGGUAUCCUUGAAAGUAUGGGAGUUCCAGAGGACGAGAUUGAUAACUUUGAAGAUCCUGAGUACUGGCUUGACUACUUCACACCUAAGGGAAGAGCUGAUCUUCAGGUGCUUGGACUCAAUACUGAUUGGAGAAGAUCUUUCAUCACCACUCCUAAGAAUCCUUACUAUGAUUCGUUUAUUAGAUGGCAAUUCAAUUUGUUGAAAGCCAGAGACAAGGUUGUUUUCGGUAAGAGACCAGCUGUGUACUCAGUUCUUGACGGACAGCCUUGUGCUGAUCAUGAUAGAUCUCAGGGUGAAGGUGCUGUCCCACAAGAAUAUACCGCAGUUAAACUCAGAGUCAUCGAGCUACCAGAAGAACUCAAAGAAUAUGAAGACAAAGACUUGUUCUUGAUUGCAGCCACAUUGAGACCAGAAACAAUGUAUGGCCAGACCAACUGCUUUGUGCUACCAGAUGGAAACUAUGGAAUAUUCAAGAUGCCAGGUGACCAAUACUUCAUCAUGGCUGAGAGAGCCGCCAAGAACAUGGCUUAUCAGGAUCUCACUGAAGAAUUUGGUAAAUAUGAACAAGUUGGCAAAGUCAAGGGAUCUGUGUUGAUCGGAACCCCACUGAAAGCUCCAUUGUCAAAAUUUGAGAAGAUCUACACUCUUCCAUUGCUGACCAUCUCAAUGAACAAGGGUACUGGAGUUGUGACUUCAGUCCCAUCAGACUCCCCAACAGAUUAUGCCACUUUGAUGGAGUACAAAAACAAAGCUGACGUUAGAAAGAAGCUAAAGGUUGAGGAAGAGUGGGUCAAGGACUAUGAGCCAUUCCCAAUCAUUACUAUUCCUGGUGAAGAAUCUAAAGAAGAAGGUAAAGAGGCUUUGUCAGAGCCGAUUGACAUGAUAGCUGUGGACUUGUGCAAGAAAAUGAAAAUUAAAAGCCAGAAAGAUGUAAAGAAGCUUGAAGAGGCCAAGGAUAUUGCUUAUAAGAAGGGAUUUAACCAAGGAGUCUUUUCGUAUGGAGACUUCAUUGGAGAAAAGGUCUCUGUCGCAAAGGAUAAGGUUAAGGACAUGCUUGUUGAGACUGGAGAUGCUCUUAUUUACUUCGAGCCUGAUAAGAAGGUUAUCUCAAGAAGUAAGGAUGAAUGCAUUGUUGCUAAAGUUGACCAAUGGCUUUUGAAAUAUGGAGAAGAAGAUUGGAAGAACUUUAUUAAGGAGCAUGUCACAUCUGACAACUUCAAUGCUUAUACAAAGACUACACAAAAGUCAUUCGAAGAUAUCAUCGAGUGGUUGAAGCAGUGGGGAUUCUCAAGAACUUUUGGUCUUGGAACCAAGGUCCCAUGGGAUGAGCAAUAUGUAAUCGAGUCACUCUCUGACUCUACUAUUUACAUGGCCUACUACACAGUUGCUCACUUGAUUCAGGGAGGUGUUAUGGAUGGAAACACUCCAGGACCUCUCGGAGCUAAACCUGAAGACUUCAACGAUGCUGUGUGGAGCUACAUUUUCCUGGAUGGAGAAUAUCCAGAAGGAUGUACUAUUGCUCAAGACAAGCUUGAAUUACUGAAAAACGAGUUCAAUUACUGGUACCCAAUGGACUUGAGAUGCUCAGGAAAAGACUUGAUCGGAAACCACUUGGUGAUGUGCUUGUAUAACCACGCUGCCAUCUGGGAGAAGAAAGAAAUGAUGCCAAGAAGCAUGUUCUGUAAUGGAUAUAUGCUUCUUAAUGAUGCUCCAAUGUCUAAGAGUGCAGGAAACUUUAUGACAAUUAUUGACUCCUGUCAUAACUACUCUGCAUCAGCGACCAGAAUGACCCUUGCUGAUGCUGGAGAUACUCUUGAUGAUGGUAACUUCAGAGAAACUGUAGCAAAUGCUUCAAUCAUGAAGCAAUUCGUUCUUGGAAAAUGGAUCACCGAAGAAAUUUCCAAAAUCAACCUUGAAGAGCUUGACUGGGAGAAAUAUGGCGAAGACUUUGACAAGUAUGACAAGUUCUUUGAGAACGAAAUGAACAGAAUUAUCGAGAAAACCUACCAAAUGUACCACGAAAUGAAGUACAAGCUAGCUCUUAAAUUCGGAUUCCAUGAACUACAAGGAAUGAGAGAUGAUUAUGUUUUGUUUAAAAAGGAUACGUUGAAUCCUCACUUGGUACUGAAAUUCAUUGAAGUCCAACUGUUGAUGGUGUUGCCAAUCAUCCCUCACUUCUGUGAGUACUACUACCAGAAAGAGUUCUUGCCAGCAAUCUUGAAGACGCAGAACCACAGAGAAUACCCAGAGCUGAUCGUGAACUGCAGAUGGCCAGAGAAGACUGCUGAUUAUGAUAUCAACCAGGGGAAGAUCUUUAACUUCAUUAAGUUCUGCAAGCACGAUUUCAUUGUGAUGCAAGAUAAGAUGACCGGAUUCAGGAAACAACAGAAGCAAAAGCAAAAGAAGGGCAAGAAAGCCCAAGAGGAGAAACCAGAAGAGACAGUAGAGAAGAAGACUUAUGAUAACUGUAUUGUAUUCUACGCAAAGACAUAUCCAGAAGAGCAAAAGAUAGCCAUCAACGCCUUGCAUGAGAUUGGAUAUGAUGACGAAUGGAACCUGAAGGAGAAACCAAUCGCUCAGUUGAAGGCCCAGUUUAAGGACAAGAAGUCUCUAGGAAAGGCUAUGAAGUUUGCUGCCUUCUUGAGUGAUGAGGUCAAAGAGAAAGGAUCCCUAGAUCCUCUUGACUUGGAGAUGCCAUUUAAUGAGAAGGAGAUUAUUGAAGAGAAUGCUGACUUCAUCUUCGACAAGAUCACUGCUACCAAUAUUGAGUACAGAGAGAAGGAAGAGGGAUGAGAUAUUGAAGGAUCAGCCAACAGUAUUUCUGCUGCUGUACCAGGAAAGCCAUCGGUAUUCUUCUAUUAA